Messenger RNA from Paramecium sonneborni, 750 nucleotides. NCBI's taxonomy places the organism in Eukaryota, Ciliophora, Oligohymenophorea, Peniculida, Parameciidae. The record is from the annotation of a GenBank genome assembly.
AUGGGUAAUAUUUAUUUGAAAGCCUAUUAUUACAAUUUAUAAUCUAAAAGCAUAGUUUUUUUAUAAUAAUAUAAUUAAGAUGAAAUAAAAUUGUAAACAUUUGAUGACAAAUUUAAGAAUGCACAAACAUUACUUAAUGUUUUCUGUCGUGCAGGUAUUGCUCUCAAUUAUGAUAUUAGUGUAUGUAUGAACUUUUAACAUUUAGAUAAUAAUUGACCCAGAAUAGAAGUAAGCUAUGAAAUAUAAUUAAGUUUGAAGGAGAAUAUGGUAAUCGAAGCAGAAAUAAUAUUGACAUUAGCAAUGAUGAUAGAUAUUUGCAUCAGAAUAAUUGCAGAAAGAGAAGUAAAUCUAAAAAUAAUUAUUAAAAGUACUUUUUUAAGGAUUAUUGGAAUAUCAUUGAUUUAUCAGCAUUCAUCUUAAUAUUGAUUUUGAUCAGCCUAUAUUACAUAUUUGAAUUGCAUUCGUAACUUUAUAUGAAUAAAAUGAAUUUAGAUCGAUUAAGACAGACAUCAUCGAAGUAGACGACUCUCUAGGAUUGAUCUUAAUAAUAUUGCGAUAUUUUAUACAGAUUAUGAGAAUAAUCAUAGCAAUAAAAUAGUAAUUUUGUAAUGUAAUAUUAUUAGAUCUCAUAAAGUAACACAAUUGAGCAACAUAGAAAUCAUAAAAUUUGAACCAAUAGAUUUAGAUAACUCUAAACAUUAAGCUAGUGUUUACAUUGAUGAUCAUAAUGAAUCAUAUUCAUUUAUUUGA